AUGGAGGGAGAAGGAAAGAUUGAUAAUGGCGAUGUACAUGAGGGAGCCUUAGGUGCCACAGAGAGAUUGACAGGUGCAUUGGUUGGUAUUCAGGAGGAAGAUCGAACUGCUGUGGAGAGACUUCAAAUAUCGGCAUCCUUACUCCUUAAAGUCUGUGAUAAUGUGGUAGAUGCUGCCAUAGAUUCAGUGGAUCAUACAGAAAGCGAACAAGAUUCUGUUACAAUGCUGAAGAACUCGGCUGUAAUGAACACCCUUGUCAGGUCUGUAUCCGUCGUUGACAAGGUAUCCGAGGUCCUGAGCAACAAUGUGAUCACCGGAGAGGGACCUGUUACCGUGGAUGCAGGCAACAUCAGGGUCAAAGUUCAGAAAACGGAAAGCGAAGAUGUCGAAGGUAACUUUGAAGUGGAGCCUGGCUGCAAUCUUGAUUUUCCACCCGCUCAAAACAUGUUUGAUACCAGUGCUACAACAGGAGGAAUUGAAUUCAAGGCUGUGAUGUACCAACCCAACAUGCGACCCUUCGCCAACGGAGCAGCUGAAAUCAACAGCAAGACGGUAUCCUUCCAGUUCAUUGACAGUUCCACCAAUGGUGUCAUUGAGGUCAAGAACACCAUGCAACCGAUCACCAUCACGAUCCCUCGCAUCAAUGGACCUACCAUAACCUUGGAUAACGAGACAUUGACAUCCUUCAGUCAAACGUAUGGAGUGGGAGGUCCCAUCGCUCUUCAUACUGUUGGAAGUAAUGCAUGGAACUGUACCUUGGCCCAGUCUGUCACGCUGUCAGACUACCCGUUAUAUAACAGUACUCUGGUUGAUCCCUGGAAUAAAACUGACUUCAUAUCCGUGGAAGGAAACACAAGAUGCUUCAUCGAUAACGACGUCAUGAAUGAGAUACUGGGUAACGGUACAUACGCAUCAGUAAAUGUUGGAGUGAGAGAGCUAGCCAAUGAAGUGGAAUGGAACGCGACCUAUGCCAGAACUCCCAAUGCUACGUUUGAAUUCAAACACUAUUCGUUCAGCCCCACACUGCACAGCUGUUCUUAUAUCAAGGAAAGGGAUAGCGAAGCUGCUUGGAAGAAAGAUGGAUGUCUGGUCAGCCCGUCCAGUAAUGCUACCCAUACGUCUUGCCUCUGCAACCAUCUGACCAUGUUUGGUGCAGGAUUCCAGAUACCCAUGAACAGGAUCGACCUCUCUCAGUCAGCCUUCACCAAGCUCCAUGAGAAUCCAGUGGUAUUUGCCUUCAUGAUGUGUUGCCUCUGCAUCUACCUGGUGGUCCUUCUCUGGGCAAGGAAAGCUGACAAAAGAGAUCUACUGAAGGCUGGAGUGACCCCACUGAUUGGAAACAAACCUCAUGAUAAGUGUCACUAUGAGGUCACAGUGUUCACUGGUGUAAAGUCGGAUGCAGGCACCACUGCACGAGUCCAUGUCAUCAUCACCGGGGACCACAACGACAGCGGCGUCCGCACCCUCCACGACCCAAAGCGCAAGGUCCUCCAGAGCGGAGGCAUCGACUCCUUCCUGCUGACGUCCCCCAGGUCCUUCGGAGACCUCGAGCAUGUGAGGAUCUGGCAUGACAACGGCGGGAAGAACCCCAGCUGGUUCCUCUCUCAUCUCUCUGUCAAGGACUUAAACACCAACAAGAUGUUCUACUUCAUGGCUAACAGGUGGUGGGCCGUGGAAGAGGAUGAUGGGGCAAUUGACCGUGUGAUUCCAGUGGCCGGCCGGAGUGAGCUGACCAGCUUCACCCAUCUCUUCUCCACCAAGACCAGAAAGAACCUGAGUGACGGUCAUCUGUGGUUCUCGGUCUUCUCCAGACCGGUCAAGAGCCGCUUCACCAGGGUCCAGCGUGUGUCCUGCUGUCUCUCCCUGCUCUUCUCAGCCAUGAUGGCCAAUAUCUUCUUCUAUAAUGUUGAUUUUACCGGCAGUGGCACCCAGACGGUGUAUAGCCUCGGUCCUAUCAGCUUCUCUACGGGUGAGGUUGUCAUCGGUGUCAUCAGCAGCCUGAUGGUGUUCCCAGCAAACAUCCUUGUGGUACAGAUCUUCAGGCUGUCAAGACCUCCGCCGAAGCAUGCAAGGAUUUGCUGCAUGAAGAGGAAACAGCCUCGAGUGUCUUCUGCAGGCAGGAGGGACAUUGCAUCCCGCCUCUCCUUUGCCUCCAGUAUGGGCUCCAGAGAGCUCCGGCAGCAGCUGGACCUGCUAGAGAGGGGUCAGGCGACGCCCCCUCCACCGACCAUCUCCGCCCAGGUCCAGGGAGCGGGUACCCAUCGGGUUAGCUCUCCUUCUCAAAUCCAGCUGGACCAAAUAAAGUCCCGGGAUCAGAGGUCCUUUUCCUUCGACUCCUCAAAUCUAAGUGACCGCACCCCAUCUCCCGUUACCCGUAUCCCUGCUCUCGCGACGGAAGCAGGAUACAAGACGAUGCAGGCAAAGCCACUGAGGAGAAAGAAGAAGAAGUUUGAGUUGCCAUGGCAAUGCCUUUAUUUUGGAUGGGCCUUGCUGGUGACGUCGGUGGGUGUGGCAUUCUGGCUGACCAUCGAGGUGGCUGGUCAGUUCGGCAAGACCAAGGCGACAGAAUGGCUUGUAUCAAUGUGUAUAUCUCUGAUCCAAGAUGUCUUCUUCACUCAGCCUCUGAAAGUUCUCUUUCUGGCAUUCUUCCUCUCUCUCCUCUUUAAGAAGCCAGAGAAGGAGGAGGAUGAUGUACCUCCUCUAGGAGACGAUGAGGAGUGGUUACAUGAGGGGGGUGGAAUAGACCCCUCGCAGGGCAUCCCGCCGGGGAUUUCCCCUCCCAAUCGUGACGAGCUAGCUGCUGCGAGGGAGUUGAGAUUCAAAGAGAUCAAAAUGAAGAGCAUCAUUCGUGAAAUCAUUCUCUACAUCCUGUUCCUUAACAUCGUGAUGCUGAUAGCAUUUGGUGACAGGGACCCUCAGGCAUUCUACGUCAACAAGUCUAUGAAAGAUGCCUUCGUUGAAGCCCACUACCAUGGCCUUAUGAAGUUUACCAAGAUUCAAACACGAGAACAGUUCUGGAACUACACAGAGAAUGUUUUCAUCCCAUCUCUCUUCUCUGAGACAUGGUAUAACGGGAAGGAGGACAUCCAGGGUAUCAAGCAGAGGUUGGUCUCUGGGAAGCAGAUGAAUCUGGUGGGAAUGGCAAGGCUGAGACAGCUUAGAGUUAAACAAGAAUCUUGUGACCUACCAGAGAAGAUACAAAGCUCUAACAUACAGUGUAAACGCACCUAUUCAUUCGCUGAUGAUGAGGAUGAAGACCUUGCUCCGGGAUGGAAACCAGUUAAUGAAUCAGAUCCUAUGGACUACACAACUACUGAGGGUUGUGUUUGGAAGCAUUACGACUGGACCGAGAUUGAUUCAUUCCCUUACCUUGGAAAACAAGCAACCUACAAGGGAGGAGGCUAUCUGGCUGAGAUACCCACAAAUCCUACUACUGCUAUGGCCCAGAUGCAGUACCUACGUGAUUCAUUUUGGGUGGACCAGUACACAAGGGCUGUUUUCUUUGAGUUUGUCACCUAUAACCCUAUCAACAAUAUGUACUGCAUUUCUUUUCUACUGGUUGAAUUUCCAUCACAAGGGGGUGCAUUCCCAUACGUGAACUUCCGCACCAUCCGGCUUGACCGCUACCAGGGCAACUUUGCCUAUUUUGUCCUAGCCGGUGAGGUCACCUACGUCCUGUUCCUCCUCUACUUCACCUACAAGGAGAUCAAACUCUUCAUCAAAAAGAAGAGAGAGUAUUUCAGAAGCUUCUGGAACAUGUUGGAGGUCACGACCCUGGUCAUGGCGUACUGCGCGAUCACUUUCUACCUGUACCGGUUGUUCAUCGGUCGACAGCUUAUGGCGCAGUACCGGACUGACCCUGACAGCUUCUUGAAUUUCCAGUAUGUCUCCCAUUGGGACUCUGUAAGUACCACAACCGUCAACGUCAUUUUGGCAAUUCAAGUUGUAGAUAUUAACUUAUAA
Molecule: messenger RNA, 3963 nt
Organism: Strongylocentrotus purpuratus (purple sea urchin)
Lineage: Eukaryota; Metazoa; Echinodermata; Echinoidea; Camarodonta; Strongylocentrotidae
Product: polycystic kidney disease protein 1-like 2
Exons: 21
Coding region: 1-3963 (1320 amino acids)
Biological process (GO): detection of mechanical stimulus
Cellular component (GO): membrane
Molecular function (GO): protein binding; calcium channel activity; calcium ion binding
Source: RefSeq, a predicted model, not a curated record